Messenger RNA from Lates calcarifer (barramundi perch), 1310 nucleotides. Its product is annotated as trace amine-associated receptor 13c-like. Gene Ontology annotation, cellular component: membrane. NCBI's taxonomy places the organism in Eukaryota, Metazoa, Chordata, Actinopteri, Centropomidae. Gene Ontology annotation, molecular function: trace-amine receptor activity. The record is from RefSeq and is a predicted model, not a curated record. Bases 1 to 990 code for a protein of 329 amino acids. The transcript is spliced from 2 exons. Gene Ontology annotation, biological process: G protein-coupled receptor signaling pathway.
AUGGAGGCUCUGGAGGAAGCUGAGCUCUGCUUUCCUCAAGUCAACACCUCCUGCAAGAAGACGAUACGUCCUCACUUGGAGGCUGUGCUUAUUUUCAGUGUGCUGUGGUGCAUCACUCUGCUCACAGUGGUUCUUAACCUGCUGGUCAUCAUCUCUAUCUCACACUUCAGACAACUCCAUACCACCACCAACCUCCUCCUCCUCUCUCUGGCUGUUGCAGACUUCCUUGUGGGAUUCAUGCAGAUGCCAGCAGAAAUCCCGCUCUUCGGUGGCUGCUGGAUGAUGGGUGACUCUAUGUGUGUUAUGAAUUACUUUUUAAGUUUUGUUACUGUCAGUGUUUCAGUAGGAAGCAUGGUGCUCAUAUCAGUUGACCGUUACAUGGCAAUUUGUGACCCAAUGUUUUACUCCACCAAAGUCACUGUGAAAAAAGUUCAACUCUGCAUUUGUCUGUGUUGGAUAUUUUCUGCUGUCCACAGCACUUGGAUACUGAGGGAUGUCCUCAAACAACCAGACAAGUAUUUCUCCUGUUAUGGAGAUUGUGUAGUUGUAAGUGGUUUUAUUGAAGGAAUGGUUGAUCUUGUUGUGACUUUUUUAGGUCCCAUUCUAGUCAUUAUACUUUUGUAUUUGCGAGUAUUUGUGGUGGCUGUGUCUCAGGCUCGUGCCAUGCGCUCUCAUAUUGCAGCUGUAACACUUCAGCGUUCAGAGACUGUUAAAGCUAAGAAAUCUGAAAUGAAAGCGGCCAGGACUCUUGGUGUUGUAGUAGUUGUGUUUAUUUUGUGCUCCUGUCCAUAUUAUUGUUCCACUGUUGAAACUGCAAAUAACCCAACAGAGGCAGCAUAUCCUGAAAUCCAUAUGUGGCUGUUGUAUUUUAACUCCUGUCUAAACCCUGUGAUCUAUGUGUUUUUCUACCCCUGGUUCAGAAAAGCUAUUAAAUAUAUUAUUACGCUUCAGAUACUGCAGCCUGGCUCAUGUGAGGCCAGUUUGAUGUAAAAGGAGACUGUGAUGGUUCAACUAAAACCAAUUUUCUGUGAUGGGGAAAUUAUUCUUACAUUGUCCUAGAUACGCUGAAUUUACAUAGUCCAAACUCUUGACAGUUAAAGACAAUCUGGAUAAAAUUAAUGAAUGUUGAAUAUGAUGAAUAUGAAUUUACAUACAGUAUGUGCUUCUAUUAGACAACCUGAUGUUUUCUUUUUUUCUUUGUGAUUGCACAUGUAUAUUCUAUGUGAUCUGUCUACAGUCAUCCCACUUGAAUGACUGAAUUCAGAAAGUCAGUUAUAUAAACCAUACCCAUUGUUGGGGUUGAAAACAUU